AUGUCCACUUACGAAGUCCCUGAGAAGAUUCCUCCGGCGUCUUCUCUACUGCCGCCAAAAAACAACUCACCUUCCGAGACUCGGGAGGAGAACGUCAACACUGGAUUCCCCAGGGAGACCUGCUCGUCACCUUCCAUAUCCCUUCCUCGGGCUAGACCUAGUUACCAACGGCCUACAAGUAGCUACUCGCUGCCAGAACUCUAUGAAGAAUGGAGUGCAGCGCCGACCAAACCGCCAAGCGGACUCAGACAUUACCACACCAGGAAGGUUAAGUUGGUGCAAGGAAAUGUCCUAAGCAUCGAGUACCCAGUUCCAAACACAGCCAUUACUUGCGAUGCAAAUGAUUUCACAUUGAAGGAUGGUUACGACCUUCGACCGAGGAUGUACAACCGGUAUUCUGAGCUUCUGGUCUGCAUUACUUACUAUAACGAAGACAAGGUGCUUCUUACCAGGACGAUACACGGUGUUAUGCAGAACAUCAGAGAUAUCGUAAACUUGAAGAAGUCGACCUUUUGGAAUAAGGGUGGCCCGGCCUGGCAGAAGAUUGUGGUUUGCGUUAUAAUGGAUGGCCUGGAGUGCUGCGACAGAGACGUGCUGGAUAUUUUCGCUACCAUGGGAGUUUAUCAGGAUGGGGUCAUGAUGCGCGAUGUUGACGGCUCCACGACCCAGGCGCACUUGCUCUCCGUAACACCUUCGAUGCUGCUGGUCAGGCCGCGUGAUGACAAUCCUUCCACACUACCCCCUGUACAGUUCAUGCUGUGCGUCAAAUCCGUAAAUGCAGGGAAGAUUAACUCAUAUCGAUGGCUGUACAAUUCAUUUUGUCGUAUUCUAAAUCCAGAAGUCGUCAUCAACCUCGACACUGGCACAAAACCUGAGCCAAAGUCACUUCUCGGCUUGUGGGAAGCUUUUUAUAAUGAUAAAGACUUGGGCGGCGGGUGUGGGUUGGUUCGAGGCGAGAAAGGGAAAGGAGGGCGAUAUCUGCUCAACCCCCUCGUCGCUGCACAACACUUCGAAUAUAAAGUGGCAUGCCAGCUGGAGAGAGCACUCGAAUCCAGCACGGGAUAUAUCUCUGUUCUUCCUGGCGCCUUUUCCGCCUAUAGAUACCGAGCCAUUAUGGGGCAGCCGCUUUCCGAAUAUCUCCGUGGAGACCCAACCCUUCACCAACAUCUUGGUCAAUCUGCCCCAAGUAAUGUCCUCCAGCUGAACAGAUAUCUUGCGGAUGACCGCAUCCUUGCUUUUGAACUCGUCUUCAAGGCUGGACACAAGUGGCACACACGUCUGAUCAGCAAUGCUGAGGCAGUGACAGACGUACCCAUGAACACCACUGACUUUAUUAACCAGCGACGGCGCUGGCUGAAUGGGUCCUUCUCAGCUACAGUGUACUCCUUACAAAGAUUCUACCUUCUCUUCAAGUCAAGCCACAAUCCCAUUCGAUUUAUCGCACUUCUUGUUCAGAUGCUCUACAAUCUAGCCGCCCUGCUGCUCGCAUGGUUCUCUCUAGCAGGAUUCCUCCUUACGAUUUCCGUUGUAAGUGAUAUAGCUGGCAACCCACCUGAGGAUGCGCCAGUGGAGGGAUUUCCGUUCGGUCGCGCAACACCGAUAGUCAACGCGGUCAUCCAGGUCACCUAUUUCGCAACCGUCAUUCUUCAGUUCAUCUUUGCCCUCGGAAGCCAUGCGAAGACUCAUGCUCUACACUAUGCUGUCUCAUUCGCAAUUUUUGCUAUUGUUCAGCUCUACCUUUUCAUGAAUCUCAUCUAUCUCUCUAAACGAUUGAUCGAUUUUAAGGCUGAUACCAACGGCGGUAGUUCCUAUAACUACAUUAAUGAGUACUACACGGAUGUCGGGCCUCUGACCGUUCUGGUUACGGCCGUCUCCCUUUUUGGCAUCUACAUCGCAGCGGGACUGCUGUACUUUGACCCUUGGCAUCUCCUUGUUAGUUGGGCACAAUACAUGUUCAUCUCAAGCUCUUACAUCAACAUUCUCAAGACUUACGCCUUCAGCAAUAUACACGACGUCUCCUGGGGCCAUAAGUCUGGUAAAAAGCCGGCCGCGGCUCAAAUAUCGGUGGCGAUAAAGACCAAUAGUGAAACGGAGGCCCCUAUAGAGGAAGUUGACAGGAUACAAGGGGACAUCGAUUUAGCGUUCGAACAGACCGUCAGAAGAGCCCUUUCGCCUUACGACCGAGAAGUUGCCGAAGAUGACGAUCCUCAGGAAAAGUUCAUGAGGUUCCGCACGACACUGGUGGCCGUCUAUAUUUUCUCUAACUUUCUGGUUUGCCUUAUUGUCAUGAACGAUUCUAUUCGCUCCUUUUCCUUCCUUGGCGAUCCAUACUGGCACAAAAUCUGGUUCUUUAGAAUUUGGAUGUGGGGCAAUUCAAGCAUUUUGAUGAUGCAGUUCCUUGGAUGUCUUGUGCAGAGGUUUACUGCCAUGGUCGGGUGUUGUUUUGCCCGUCGCUAA
Molecule: messenger RNA, 2457 nt
Organism: Scedosporium apiospermum
Lineage: Eukaryota; Fungi; Ascomycota; Sordariomycetes; Microascales; Microascaceae
Product: Chitin synthase G
Exons: 5
Coding region: 1-2457 (818 amino acids)
Cellular component (GO): cell periphery; cell septum
Molecular function (GO): chitin synthase activity
Source: RefSeq, a predicted model, not a curated record